Molecule: messenger RNA, 2804 nt
Organism: Sorex araneus (European shrew)
Lineage: Eukaryota; Metazoa; Chordata; Mammalia; Eulipotyphla; Soricidae
Product: leucine-rich repeat-containing protein 37A2-like
Exons: 12
Coding region: 137-2719 (860 amino acids)
Source: RefSeq, a predicted model, not a curated record
CAGUGAUAAUUCUUUGACUGAAUUACAUAAGGAUUCAUUUGAAGGCCUGCUAUCCCUCAAGUACUUAGAUUUAUCCUGCAAUAAAAUACAGUUUAUUGAAAGGCGUACAUUUGAAGAACUACCAUAUCUGCAGUAUAUGAAUCUUAGUUGCAAUUUAAUCACCGAACUGAGCUUUGGAACGUUUCAGGCCUGGCAUGGAAUGCAGUUUUUACAUAAGAUAAUUCUCAGUCAUAAUCCUCUAACAACUAUUGAAGAUUCAUAUCUUUUUCAAUUACCAGCAUUAAAAUAUCUAGACAUGGGAGCAACACAAGUGUCGCUUGGACCAGUCCAAAACAUCCUCAUGAUGACUCUUGAAUUGGAAAAACUGAUCUUACCUAGGCAUCUCACCUGCUGCCUCUGCCAAUUUAAGAAUAAAAUAGACUCUGUCUGCAAAGUAGUCAAACUACAUUGUGAAUGUACCAGCAGCACACACUGUGAUGAGGAAUCCAUAAAUAAUAUAGAAGGGGAGUUCAUGGAGACUUUACAGGCCCGAAAAAAGAACACUAGCACCGAACUGACCAUAGAACCGGACAAGGCCUCAUCAGAGAGAGACAGAAUGUCCUUUUUCAUAAAUGAGCAGCUGGACUUCAAUGAUAACGAUAUGAUGAAUAAGCUAAAUUACAUAAUGCCUUUUUUCCAGGAAGGUAACAUAAAAGAUGUUGAAUCAACCUUGUUACCCUUCCUUAAGCUCCUUUUUAAAGAUGUAAAAGACAAAGCAAAUCCUGGGGUUCAUUUGAAGAACAGCACAAUUCCGAUGUCUCUACAGCUUGAAUCCAACAAUUCAACAUACAAUAAGUUGAAAAGUCUCCAUUUUCUGAAAAGCUUGAUAAAUGCAGCAACUCAAGCAAAAGUCCACAAAGCUAGGAAGAGAGAGAAAACUGCCACGCUGGUCCGUUCCAUACUUUUCGGGCCCAAAUUGAACCGUCAGAUCUUUCCGAAGAAAUUGAAAACUGUCUGGCCAAAGAGAAAACACUUAGGGAAGGUGGCAGAGAGGGAGAGGAAACCACUGCAGAUGAGCAGCGUGCUCAAGGACCCCGGGGGCCUCCAGAAAAAAGAGCUUCCCUUGACGGGGAGGCCCAGGAAAUGGGUGGAAAACUCCUUCAAUGAGGAGUCAAACUCCAUCCAGGAGCACAAGGCGGUGUUCUCCAUGCCCCUGGAAGAAUUCUCCAUGGGCAGGCCAUCUGCUGCCACUUCUAAAGUCCCACCCGAGAACCCCAAAGACCUAAGGGAUACUUUCCGCGUUUUAGAAGACGCAGAUGCCAGGGUUCGGAACAUGAAGUUUCCCAGCCCCGUGCUACACAAUAAAAUAAAUUAUAAUUUUCAGAAAUCUUAUUCUCACCUGGGAAGCAGAAGGGCUAAAGCCAGCGCGAAUAGGGACACGAAAGAAUCAGCACCCGAGAGGCCAGUGCGAGUCGCCAAGCGGCCUCCUUUCGCUGCGGUGAAGAGCCUCAUCAAGUCCCCGCCAAGAGAGGAGUCUCUGUCUUGGAGAGGUCAGGACGAACCUUGGCUCCAGUCCUUUCAACCUUCACACUCACAUGCAGGAAAGAAGACUGCAGAAAGCACGCAUGCUGCAAAUGGGGCGAACACCAGAGGCAUCACGCUGCAAGAGAAAACUGUCGGUAGCAAAGGCACCUCCCAUGAGAAGGACGCCCCGAUGGUGGACAACCUCACGCCGACUGUCAAGCAGUCCAGCGAGAUGCAGUGGGAAUAUCACAACGUGGCCACGGACAUCGUCUCUGUUACACAAAAACCAGACCCAGGAGACAAGCUGGAGAUGGAAUACAUCCAGCAGCUGCGGUCCCUUAUCCCCAACAACAACGUGAGGAAGUUCAUUGCUCACUUGAUGCGGACUCUCAAAAUGGACUGCUCUAAGCCCCAGGUGCAGGUGGCGUGUGCCAAGAUCCUCUCUGAAACCGGCCUCCUGAUGAAGCUUCUCAGUGAGCAGGAGGAAGGAAAGGUUCCCAAGCCAGAAUGGGAUACGGACCAGUGGAAGACUGAGAACUACAUUAGUGAGAAUACCGAAGGCCAGAGUGAACAGAAACAGCCAGACGAAAGUGAGCUCACAAAAGAAGUUCCAGGAUAUGGCUAUCAUGAUGGCUAUCAUGAGGCCAAAGCAAUCGUGGUAAUAUUUGUGAUUGUAGUCGUGAUGAUAUUGAUUAUAAUUAUCGGUCUCAUUGAGAUAUAUGGUCAGAGACGAAUAAGAUCCAAAAAUGGAAGAUCCAGGACCUCUGGAAGUUCUCAUAAGAGAAGUUCAGAACGAAAGAGUCAGGAUGGCUUUUUCUGGCGAAGGCGGCCCCUGCGGGUGAAAGACACCAAUCGUUCGCUCAGUGCCACACAUAAAAAAAGCAUGUCACAGAUACGUGACAAGGAUUCCGAGAUCUUCCGCCGUAAUACAGGGGAGCUCAAGGAGGUCGUAGUAGCAAAAACAGAAUUGACUCCUGAGGAGAAAGCAGCCAAGACCAAGGCAGCCAAGAAGACCCAGGGAGCACAGGCACCUCAGCGCCCCCUACUUGGCACCCCGACACCACAGACUCCCCAGUCAAGUCUGUCCAUCAAGGCUCCACAGGCCCCCCAUGCACUCGAGUCCUUCAGAUCCCAGGAGAUCUCGUCAACACAGGAGAUCUCAACUCAGAUUGAGGAACUACAGGACUCCUCAAAGGGAGCCACCGUGUCUGAAUGAACGGCUCCCGCCUCAGACCACCUGGAAAUUUGUCUUUCAUAGUGAAACAUUCCAUGCUCUUAUAAUAAAAUCACGAUGAGCCACA